Messenger RNA from Spea bombifrons (plains spadefoot toad), 1704 nucleotides. RefSeq names its product potassium two pore domain channel subfamily K member 1 (gene KCNK1). NCBI's taxonomy places the organism in Eukaryota, Metazoa, Chordata, Amphibia, Anura, Pelobatidae. The transcript has 3 exons. The record is from RefSeq and is a predicted model, not a curated record. Gene Ontology annotation, biological process: potassium ion transmembrane transport; stabilization of membrane potential. Gene Ontology annotation, molecular function: potassium ion leak channel activity. Bases 237 to 1265 code for a protein of 342 amino acids. Gene Ontology annotation, cellular component: membrane.
UGGAUGCCAUCAUAUCGUUUCAUUCACGUUUGGGAAAGGAAUUCGAACCACAACAAACCCGGCACAUCCGAUGAAAUGAGUAGCGUUCGCUAGCUUGGCCCUGUAAUUAAGGAUCCCGGUUGAGGCGUGGGAACUCGGGACUUUAUUUCCGCAUCGGGGAGCAGACUCUGAACCCAAAGUGAAAUUGGGUUACCGCGGUUCAGACAUUUUGAUUUCGGGGAGUGUACCGAGUUGUUAUGUUGCAGUCGCUCUCCUGUAAGACAUGCGUGCGGUUAACCGAGCGGAACCGUGCCGCUUGGUACUUCGUUUUUCUGAUACUCAGCUACCUGUUGUUUCUGGUGCUGGGGGCUGUGGUGUUCUCGGCCGUGGAGCAGCCGUACGAGGAUCGCCUCCGCCGUGACUUGUACGAGCUCAAGCGGCUCUUUUUGGAGGAGAACCAGUGUCUGUCUGAGGAGAAGCUGGAGGGGCUUUUGGCGCGCACCCUGGAUGCUAGCAAUUAUGGCGUGCCCGUGAACGACAAUGCUCCGGACAGCUGGAACUGGGACUUCACCUCGUCGCUGUUCUUUGUGAGCACUGUCUUAACGACUACAGGGUAUGGCCACACUGUUCCCUUGUCAAACGGCGGAAAAAUAUUUUGUAUAGUUUACUGUUUCAUUGGGAUUCCUUUUACGCUCCUUUUUUUAACUGCGCUGGUUCAGCGUAUUACCGUCUUCUUAACUCGGCAGCCGGUUCUGUACAUUCAUCUGCGCUGGGGCUUCUCCAAGGAAGCUGUUGCUGUCGUCCAUGCCUUUCUUUUGGGAUUCAUCACAGUCUUAUGUUUUUUUAUAAUCCCAGCGGCAGCGUUUUCCGUCAUUGAAGAAGACUGGAAUUUUCUAGAAUCCUUUUACUUCUGCUUUAUCUCCUUAAGCACAAUUGGCCUUGGUGAUUAUGUUCCUGGGGAAGACUAUAAUCAGAAAUUCCGUAAUCUUUACAAGUUUGGUAUCACCUGUUACCUGUUGCUGGGGAUUGUUGCAAUGCUUGUAGUUCUGGAAACCUUUUGUGAGCUACAGUCACUGAAAACGUUUAGGAAAAUAUUCCAUGUAAAGAGAAAAAAAUACGAAGACCAAGAAACCAUAGUGGAACAAGACCAACUAUCUUUCUCUUCGAUUUCGGCCCAAGCUGCAUUUUUAAAGGAAGAACAGAAGGAGGAACAGAAGUUAAAUGAACCAUUUGUGACUCUACAGCCAUUGGGAAACAGUGCUCCUGAUGGCUCCGUAAACCAUUAACAAUAUCAAAAUAAUUGAAACCUUUUCAUUAAUAUCUACCUCCACUUAUAGGGUGAACUAAAGCAUGAAACAAAAUGCUGUUUUUCUAUGUAGUGAAUGAAGCAUGUAUAAAGGGAAAUGAGAGACGCGUACAUUCCUGCACACGCACAGCUUCCUGUACUGCACACUGCUGCUCACAGUCGCAAAGAAGGCAGUACUGAGUCCACUAACAAAAUGCUCCUUAUGUUUACGUGCGGACUACACACUCCAAGCAUUACAAAAAUGAAUGCUCUUGAAUAUAGCCAGGGAUUUGAGGUUGAUGAGAUCCAAGUGCUGUCAGAUGACCUUUAAGUUGUAAUACGGAAAUGUGUUUUGAAUGUAUGCGUUUCUAAUAAAUAUGUGGAUUUGGCACAUAUGCUGCAGUGUGUAUGGCUGUUUUCCCUUUUAAGUUUGCAUCAAA